Messenger RNA from Lottia gigantea (owl limpet), 519 nucleotides. RefSeq lists its product as hypothetical. Gene Ontology annotation, cellular component: plasma membrane signaling receptor complex. Gene Ontology annotation, biological process: tumor necrosis factor-mediated signaling pathway; regulation of canonical NF-kappaB signal transduction; positive regulation of JNK cascade. NCBI's taxonomy places the organism in Eukaryota, Metazoa, Mollusca, Gastropoda, Lottiidae. The coding region runs from base 1 to 519 and encodes 172 amino acids. The record is from RefSeq and is a predicted model, not a curated record. Gene Ontology annotation, molecular function: zinc ion binding. The transcript has a single exon.
AUGUCACGUUAUGACGUGGAAAAGUUUGUUCCACAACCAGACCAAGAAUUGAUAUGUUGUAUUUGUACCAAUGUACUGGACGAACCAAUGGAAAGUCCUUGUCGUCAUGUCUUUUGUAAAAUUUGUAUUGAAACCUGGUUAAAUAAUCGUAGCACUUGUCCAACAUGCCGAUUUACCGUAACCAAUGGAGACCUAAAACCAGUUCUACCCUUGGUCAGAAAUAUGCUGAAUAAAUUAACACUGAUAUGUGAUUUCUCUGAUAAUGGCUGUAAAGAUUUGGUACUCUUAGAAAAAUACCAGAACCACAUAAAAGCCUGUGAUUAUGAAAAAGUUGUCUGUAGAUAUCCUAAAUGUGCUUUAUCUAUGUUACGUAAGCUAAUUAAGACACACGAAGAAGAAGAAUGUAAAUAUCGGGAAAUUAUAUGUCAAAAAGACUGUGGAUUAAAGAUUGCUGUAAAUUCUGUUGAAACGCAUGACUGUCUGAAGGCACUGAAAGCAUUCUGCGAGAGUAAGUAUUGA